AUGAGUUUGUGCAAAGAUUAUAAUGAUACAUUUGUUUCUUUGUACAAACUCAAAACAUUUCAGGAAGAAGCAAUUCAAGGCGUUUAUCAAGCAAUCAAAAUUAAUAUAGUCGAAUCAAAAAUAUUAUCACCGCAGCAAAUUCUUGAACUAAUCAACAUAGCAUCCAAUUAUAAUUUUUGUUAUAUAAAAUCCUAUUUAUCAAUUGCAAAGAAGAUUUAUGAUGACUAUCAGCCAAAACAAGUUAAAAUAAGCUCAAAUAGAUUUAAGUACUUAUUCUAUAAAGAGUAUGGAAUCAUUUUUGAAGAUACAGAUUUAACACUUUUCAAAGAAUAUGAAUCGAAAAAUUAUUUUUCGUACGUUUUUGAUAAAAACACAAUAUACAACGCAAUAGCGAAUGAUGAUGUAAAACAAUUUAUUUCAUUUUCCGAAAUAGGAGAGAAUUUUGAUUAUUCUCAAAAAUUUCUAUCUGAAGAUGACAGAGGAUACGAUUUAGUUGAGUUAUGCUGUUUGUAUGCUUCUGUUAAUUGUUUUAAAUUUUUAAGGACAAAAUUCAAUGUUUCUCUCACCUCGGAAUGUCUUCAAUAUUCUUUUUUGGGUGGAAAUCCAGACAUAAUGAGUGAAUGCUUGAAAAACAGUAGACUUCAAAGUGAUUGCAUGGAAUAUGCAAUUAUUUCUCACAACAUUGACUUUGUUACUUUUCUGAUGAAUGAAUACAGAUUAGAGAUUGAUUUAGAAAUGUGUGCAAGAUACCAAAAUCUACAAGCAUUUUUAGUUUUCUUGGAUAAAACUAAGAAUAUCAACUUAUGCUUCAUUUAUUCACCCAUUUUCUCUAUCCCAUCUUUAUGUGAAUAUUUUAUUUCGCAUGGUGCUGAUGUUAACAUCGGCAGAAAUACGCUGGCUGCUAUUCAUAUGGCUGCAAUUUAUAAUUGUACACUAAUAAUCGAAUUCCUUUUUUCACAUGGAGCAGAUAUUAAUAUAAGGGAUUCUAAUGGAUACACGCCUCUUCAUUAUACAUCUCAUAUUGAUAGCAAAGAAGCAGCAGAACUUCUUAUUUCUAAUGGUAUUGAUAUUAAUGCAAAAUCUAAGCAAGGAGAGACAGCUCUUCACAUUGCAGCACAAACAAAUGCCAUAAAUACUGCUAAAAUCCUUAUUGCACAUGGUGCAAAUAUCAAUGAAAAAAAUGAUUUUGGAAAAGCUCCUCUACAUCUCUCGUCGGAAAAAGAUUAUAAGGAAAUGGUUGAUUUUUUAAUUACAAAUGGAGCUAAUAUCAAUGCUCUAGAUAAUGAUUGGUAA
Trichomonas vaginalis G3 is the source of this 1293-nucleotide messenger RNA. RefSeq names its product spectrin binding. The transcript has a single exon. The coding region runs from base 1 to 1293 and encodes 430 amino acids. Lineage: Eukaryota; Parabasalia; Trichomonadida; Trichomonadidae. Gene Ontology annotation, molecular function: protein binding. The record is from RefSeq and is a predicted model, not a curated record.